Molecule: messenger RNA, 3440 nt
Organism: Adelges cooleyi (spruce gall adelgid)
Lineage: Eukaryota; Metazoa; Arthropoda; Insecta; Hemiptera; Adelgidae
Gene: Reck
Product: reversion-inducing cysteine-rich protein with Kazal motifs
Exons: 15
Coding region: 230-3148 (972 amino acids)
Biological process (GO): extracellular matrix organization
Cellular component (GO): plasma membrane
Molecular function (GO): metalloendopeptidase inhibitor activity; protein binding
Source: RefSeq, a predicted model, not a curated record
CGAGCACAUGUUCGGGUUUCAGUAUCGCGUGCUUAGGCUACCGGCUAUGACACUCCUGCCGUCGGUUAACCGCAGUUGCUUCCAUAUCGUACCAACAUAAUAUACGUUGAAUUCGGGGUUUUGCUUAAAUUUCAAAUUUAUUUUUUACUAAUAUUCAAUUUUCUAUUUUACCAUGCGCGUUAAAAAUAAAAUUACUACCGUACAACAAUAGACCGGUGCCGGUGACAAAAUGUUCGUAGACCGAUUUUGUUUUUGUUUGUUUACCUGUUUGACAAUCCUAGGACUCGGACGCUACACAAACGCUGAUAAAGCCAAGUGUUGCGGCCGCGUUACCGGCAACUGUAAGAGAUCCUGCGAACAAUUGGCCGUCUUGCAAGAGUACCCAGAAGACAAAAUAGCCGGACGAAUCACGGACUUCUAUCAUCAUUGCACGCCCAAAAAUGUCAGACACAUUGAAUGGUGUAUGCAUUCGUCGAAUCAAGAUUCUGAGAUUAAGUGGUUGGAAGCGGCGAGGAAGUGCUGCGACGUGGCUAAGUCGGACCGCUGCCAAUUGUCGUGCUUGGACAAGAACAAGGAACCCAGAUCGGUGCACAUGCAUUGCCAAGACGAGACGGAGUUUUUCACUUGCCACCAACACCAACAGGUGAAAGACGCUUGUUGCGGUGACGGAAACGGCGGCGACGCGGCUCAGUGUCAGGUCGCUUGUGAGAAAUUCCUGGCCAGCACACCGUCUAUCAAUCAACACGUGGCAAACCAGGAGAUCCUCGACAUGUGUGCCGACCCGCAACGUGGCAGACCGUCCCGUCGGUGUUCGCACAACUCCACAGCGAGUCGACCCACCGACGGUCACAAAUAUCUACACUGUUGCAAGUUGGCGCCGGACGCACAGUGCGAGGAAGCCUGCCAAGACAGUCUGCGCAAACAGUUCGACAGCGAUGCCGAAGCCGUCGACAGUCUGGAAGGUAGAGGGUGCGGACAACCGUCGUUUGACGAUCGAUUUUGGCAAUGUUUCUUACAAAGCGAGAGCGGCCAACACAAAGACACUGCCGUAGCGUCGCCCAUGUCUCAGAUCGAAAAGCUCGGAAUGGACAGCGCCAAAUUGCACUGUUGCGACAAAGCCUCGACGGUCGGAUGUCGGAAACUCUGCGUGAAGACUUUUACCAACGAAUGGUCCACGUCUUGGACCGACCUGAACGCCCAGUGUUUGUCGCAUCCCAACGAAGAUAUGCUACUCAAGUGUUUGGACGAAGUUGAAGAACCGUGUGACUUGGGCUGUGAGGGUUUGAACUAUUGUACGGUGUUCAACAACCGACCGACCGAGCUGUUCAGGAGUUGUUCGUCGCAAACGGACGAUGCCGCCCACUACGACGUUACCCUGUGGAGGCAAAGAGGUACCAUCAACUUGUUCGACCACGAAUUACCGGUGAAGAACAUCAGUCGGUGCAUGCCGGACACCUGGAAAGCGGUGGCUUGUGUGCUCCAGAUACGGCCAUGCACCAGGGAAUCGCACGUUAACAAGAUAUGCAGAGACGAUUGUUUGGAACUGUUGAGCACGUGCUUGGAUUGGACCCGAAUGAUGCCGGGCAUGUCGGCCAAUUCGCUUUGUGCCCGUCUGUCGCCGGAGAGCGGACCAUGCGUUUCGCUCAAGACGUACGCCGAGCACGUGCCGGAGCCUGCACCGCCGUAUCGGCAAACGGCCCUGGCACAAGUGACCGCCCCGUGCAAGCGGAACCCGUGCUCGCCGGGCAUGGUGUGCCUGGUGAACCGCGGGUGCCGGAUCGGCCACUCGUGCAAACCGUACCGGUGCGUGCCGGGCUGCAAGGUGGGCGAGGUGUCGCACUUCCUGAUCCCGGAGGACUCGUACGCGCGCAUACCCACGUUCAACGGGCAGCGCGGUUGCGUAAAGGUGUGCCAGUGCACGAGGAGAGGCUUUGACAAGUGCCAGCAAGUGCCGUGCUCGCAGAUGCAGUCGUGCUGGUUGGCCGGCAAGCAAAUUGAUCACGGAUCCACGUUCGAAAUGGACUGUAACACGUGCAAUUGUUUUGCCGGUGAGAUCACUUGCACGAAAAAGCACUGCGAACAAGCGGCCAACGCCGUUUCAAAGUACAGACACACGGGUUUGCCGUGCAAUUGUGCUCCUCAUCACGUGCCCGUUUGUGGCGUCAACGGAAACACAUAUCCCAAUUCGUGUCUAGCAAAAUGCGCCGGACUUAGCGACGUAGACCUGAAGUUCGGUUCGUGUUGGAGCGAAGACCCUUGUGCCGAACACUCGUGCAAUCCAGACGAGAAGUGCGUGCCGGCUCGUCAGGUGUGCUUGUCUAUGUUGAAAACAUCCUGUGUCCAAUACAAAUGCGUUUCGGACGACGACUCGUGCAAAGAUACGCCCAAGAGUCCGGUUUGCGAUACGGACGACGAGGAACACGAAAACAUAUGUGAGCUGCUUCGGGCCAACAAAAUCUUGGCCUACAACGGCCCUUGCUUGGUGGGAUGUAACUCUUCAGGAACGGUGUGCGGUGUGGACGGUAACACUUACCCGUCGGAAUGCGCUGCUUUUGCCGAAUCUGCCAGUGUCGACUAUGCUGGACAAUGUGUUUCCAGCGGUUUCAUCAGCUACAACGGGCGACCAUACUGUCCGAAAGGAGUGGUCGAGUGUCCUCGGCUACCCCAGCAAGGGUGUAUGGGCAUCACACCACCCGGAUCCUGUUGCGCCAAAUGUGUCGGCGCCCUUCGCAUCCUGUUCAGCCAAAAGCAAGUGGACCGAGUGGUGCACACGAUGAAAAACAAACCGACGGCCGUCAACGCUCUGAGCAUGAAAUCCGUGCUGAGGGCGUUGGACAGGCACGUGCAGGUAGCAGAAUGCGUGGUCCGCGGACACCUGACCGUCUACCAAGACCUGCUGGUGUUGGUCGAGUCCACGUUGCGGUAUCCGACUCGGUUGCAGUUGGAAGCUUGCGUCCGGGAGGCGGAAAAACUGUCCACCCUGAUGGAGAUGUCCAGCCCGCGCAUCGUGUCCGACCUGAGCCUGAGCAUACUCAUAUCGGCCAGUCCCGUCCACGAGACCACGGCCAACAGCGUAUCGCGGCCGUCGUCCGCGGCCAACGCGAUACUGCUGCUUGUAGCGUUGUUGUUGACGCUAUGUUGGCGUUAGAGACGUCCAGUGACCGACUGAAUAUUAUUUUAACGACAGUUUAUUUAUUUUAUUUUUUGUAUUUUCCAAAUAUUAUUAUUACGUUUAAUUUUUAUUAUUUAUUUUAUUUGGAUUUUUUUAUUUUAAUUUUAGUUUUACCGUUGUUAUUACUGUGUACAAAUCGUAUGAUAAUAAUUAUGUCUGUGAUAAUCUUAUAUUAUAUUACAUUGUGUACAUACCUGCUUUUAGAGCAAUUAUUAUUGUAAAUUUUUAUUUAGAAAAAUAAAAUAUAUCAUCCGAGUUAUAUAUUGUA